This is a messenger RNA of Chionomys nivalis (European snow vole), 3903 nucleotides long. It is a transcript of the gene Flrt3, whose product is annotated as fibronectin leucine rich transmembrane protein 3. NCBI's taxonomy places the organism in Eukaryota, Metazoa, Chordata, Mammalia, Rodentia, Cricetidae. The transcript is spliced from 2 exons. Gene Ontology annotation, molecular function: protein binding. Bases 558 to 2507 code for a protein of 649 amino acids. The record is from RefSeq and is a predicted model, not a curated record.
GUCCAGAGUUCAUACUUGGAUAAUCCUGGAGGAGAGUAAAGGGAGGGGGUGACUGCCUGGAAAACCCAUUACUGCACAGGUCUUAGCAUCAUCAACGGCUUUCUUCAUGAAGAUCUGAAGUUCCUAUCUUUGACCACAUUGCACAGAACAGCCAGUAAGAAUUUCAAAGAGGGCAGUUUCCACUGAGGGACUUAAGCAACACAAAGGAGCCACCACACUGAAACUAUCAGAGAGGAAAAAAAAAAAAAAAUUAGGAAGUCAUGUGUCCUUCAUAGUAACCGGAAGCUGAGUUGUUUCUGGCCCCUACUUUAAUGAGCUUGCCCACCAUGCUGAACCACAGCUGGAAUGUUCAUUGGCAGCAGCAAGCCUGACCCGGAGCUGUGUGCGGCAUAGAAUUACUUGAAUAAGCAGUGAAGAACAUUCCCAAGGACUAAAGAGUUUUAAAGUCCCAGCCCCUCACCAAGAAAGUAGCAUAUGUGUAUUGGACGUAAAAUUACUUAACAUCGUUCAAUAAGUAACAGAAGCUACCUGCUAUAAAGACCUCAACACUGCUGACCAUGAUCAGUCCAGCCUGGAGCCUCUUCCUCAUCGGGACUAAAAUUGGACUAUUCUUCCAAGUGGCACCUCUGUCAGUUAUGGCUAAAUCCUGUCCAUCUGUGUGUCGCUGUGAUGCGGGUUUCAUCUAUUGUAACGAUCGCUCUCUGACAUCCAUUCCAACGGGAAUUCCAGAGGAUGCUACAACACUCUACCUUCAGAACAAUCAAAUAAACAAUGUUGGGAUUCCUUCCGAUUUGAAAAACUUGCUGAAAGUACAAAGAAUAUACCUAUACCACAACAGUUUAGAUGAAUUUCCUACCAACCUUCCAAGGUACGUGAAAGAGUUACAUUUGCAAGAGAAUAACAUCAGAACUAUCACAUAUGAUUCACUUUCGAAAAUUCCAUACCUGGAAGAGUUACACUUGGAUGAUAACUCCGUUUCUGCGGUGAGCAUCGAAGAGGGAGCAUUUCGAGACAGCAACUCUCUGCGACUGCUUUUUCUGUCCCGCAACCACCUUAGCACAAUCCCCGGGGGCUUGCCCAGGACUAUAGAAGAGUUACGCCUCGACGACAAUCGCAUAUCAACUAUCUCUUCACCGUCACUUCACGGUCUCACAAGCCUGAAACGCCUGGUUUUAGAUGGAAACUUGUUGAACAACCAUGGUUUGGGUGACAAAGUUUUCUUCAAUUUAGUAAACUUAACAGAACUGUCUCUGGUGCGGAAUUCCUUGACAGCCGCACCUGUGAACCUUCCGGGUACAAGCCUGAGGAAGCUUUACCUUCAAGACAACCACAUCAACCGGGUACCCCCACAUGCUUUUUCCUAUUUAAGGCAGCUGUAUCGACUUGAUAUGUCCAAUAAUAACCUAAGCAAUUUACCUCAGGGUAUCUUUGAUGAUUUGGACAAUAUAACGCAACUGAUUCUUCGCAACAACCCCUGGUAUUGUGGAUGCAAGAUGAAAUGGGUACGGGACUGGUUACAGUCACUACCCGUGAAGGUCAAUGUGCGUGGGCUCAUGUGCCAAGCUCCAGAAAAGGUUCGUGGGAUGGCUAUCAAGGACCUCAGUGCGGACCUGUUUGAUUGUAAAGACAGUGGGAUUGUGAGCACCAUUCAGAUCACCACUGCAAUACCUAACACAGCAUAUCCUGCUCAAGGACAGUGGCCAGCUCCUGUGACCAAACAGCCAGAUAUUAAAAACCCCAAGCUCAUUAAGGAUCAGAGAACUACAGGCAGCCCCGCACGAAAAACAAUUUUAAUUACUGUGAAGUCUGUCACCUCUGACACAAUCCAUAUCUCCUGGAGACUCGCUCUGCCUAUGACUGCUCUGCGACUCAGCUGGCUUAAACUGGGCCACAGCCCAGCGUUUGGAUCUAUAACAGAAACAAUAGUAACAGGAGACCGCAGCGAAUACUUGGUCACAGCCCUAGAACCUGACUCACCCUAUAGAGUAUGCAUGGUUCCCAUGGAAACCAGUAACCUUUAUCUGUUUGAUGAAACCCCUGUUUGUAUUGAGACCGAAACUGCCCCUCUUCGAAUGUACAACCCCACAACCACCCUCAAUCGAGAGCAAGAGAAAGAACCUUACAAAAAUCCGAAUUUACCUUUGGCGGCCAUCAUUGGUGGGGCUGUGGCCCUGGUAACCAUCACCCUCCUGGCUCUGGUGUGUUGGUAUGUGCAUAGGAAUGGGUCGCUGUUCUCGCGGAACUGUGCAUACAGCAAAGGAAGGAGAAGAAAGGACGACUAUGCAGAAGCUGGCACUAAGAAGGACAACUCCAUCCUGGAAAUCAGGGAAACUUCUUUUCAGAUGCUCCCCAUAAGCAAUGAACCCAUCUCCAAGGAGGAGUUUGUAAUACACACCAUUUUCCCUCCAAACGGGAUGAAUCUGUACAAAAACAACCACAGUGAGAGCAGUAGUAACCGGAGCUACAGAGACAGUGGGAUCCCAGACUCGGACCACUCACACUCAUGAUGCAGGACGCCCCGCGCCAGACUGCUUUAGGGUUUUUAAACCUAAGAAAGGUGAUGGCGGGAACUCCGUUCUACUGCAAAACACUGGAAAAGAAACUGAGAAAAGCAAUGUACUGUACAUUUGCCAUAUAAUUUAUAUUUAAGAACUUUUUAUUAAAAGUUUCAGAUUUCAGGUUGCUGCUGCGGUUGAUGUAGUGGAGAUGCCUGAACACAAUUCUAUAUUUUAGUAUUUUUUAGUAAUUUGUACUGUAUUUUCCUUGCAGAUAUUGAAGUUAUAAACCAUUUACUUUGUGUUCUACUGAGUAAGAUGACUUGUUGACUGUGAAAGUGAAUUUUCUUGCUGUGUUGAACAAUCAGGACUGCGUUCACAUGAGACCCUUGUAGUAUAAGCACAGGCCGUUUUUCACUUUGGUAUUAAUACAAUGUAAAAAAAAGAAACCUGGCUGAAUGAGAAAAUAAAUUUCAAAAACUAGUUAUGAAAUAAUGUUCCAACGAUUAAAUUUGUAUUAUCCCAGUGGUAUUCAAUAAAUCAAAAUAUGUGACAUAAUGGGCAAUAUCAAACUCGCUGCACAUCUCAUUUUCCCCUAGGCAAAUUAAAUAUCCUUAGGAAAGUUAAGCAUAUUUUCCAAACUGAAUACAACAGCUGACAUAAAAGCAAUGUGAAGUCGGCUGCUAAAACCACUGUCAGCAGAGCGUCAAGAAUAACGGACUUCACAGGAACAAUGACGCAAGGGCAGGGGGGAUGUGCACUUAUAAAACCAUGACAACUUAGACUUGUGUAGUGUAAUCAAUGCAUAUACUAGAACUGCAUCUUGAUUUUUGCCUGUACCAUCCAGACUCUUGAAAAAUUAAUCCUAAACACAGAAUUGUUCGUGUUUAUGAUGUUUUUAUUACAAAGGGAUGUCUAAGAAAAAUUGUCUGCAUAGUUAAAAAGGUAGUGUAACCAUCAGCGAUCCAGAGAAAGUAGUACUUUAAGUGAGAAUUUCAAAGGAAAAUAAACACUAGAAAUCAAAUUUAGAUCUGGCUUACACGAGAUGCUUUACCACUGUACAUAAAUAUUCAAUUUACUUUCACAAUGGUGGAGAAUACUGCCCAUUACUGCCACGGGUUUCCAGAUAUUACAUAAUGGACGUGUAAUGUAACAUUCCUUUACAGCUUCCUACUGAAUUGUGAGCUAUAACUUGUUUAAAAACCAUACCACUUUUUUGUUGCCAUGACUUUUUUUUUCAACGACAACAACAAAAAAACCAAAGUGCAUUGUACGCCCUUUGGCCAGUCUUGUAUGUGCCUUGAUCAAACGCUACAUGUAUUCAGCUUUUGAAACUCGACAAAUUUUUCAUACUUCCUUAAAUAUGAAAAAUUAUGGUCUUAUUGCUGAAUAAAACUUAAGAAAAACA